AUGGGUUACUUCGGGGACUUCACGGGCCUCUGCCACAUGGCGCCGCUGCCACUGUGCUCAUCAAUAGGGCCUAUAACCUCGAUAUCGACCGGCGUGGGGAUUGAGCCGGAUUGCUAUGCGCGGAACAUCGAGUUGGCGAACACAAUCAUCUUCCAAGGCGCCGCAAGUGCCAUGCACAUUAUCGCUCUGCUCAUGACGGUGGUCAUGGUGCUGCAUGUGCGGGGGAAGUUCACUGCAGUUGGGAGGAAGGAGAUCACCACUUUCUUCUACCUCUACAUGCUCCUCACCUUCUUGUCUCUCUGCGUCGACGCAGGGGUCGUCCCUCCCGGAUCCGCGCCGUAUCCCUACUUCGUCGCCAUUCAAAGCGGGUUGACUUCGUCACUCAUCACCUGCCUGAUGAUCAACGGCUUCGUCGGUUUCCAACUUUACGAGGACGGCACCCCACUAUCAUUGUGGAUGAUGAGGCUCGGCUCUGUGGCUGCCUUUGUCAUCUCGUUCCUCGUUUCUCUGGCAACGUUCAAAUCGUGGGUGGGAUUGGGCCCGACAAACACCAUCGGCCUCUUCGUCGUUCUCUAUCUUCUCAACGCCGUCCAGCUCUUCGUCUACCUGGCCCUUCAGAUCCUUCUCGUCACUCGAACGCUGCAGGACAGAUGGCCGCUGGGAGAUAUUGCCUUUGGCAUUUUCUUCUUUGUUGUUGGCCAGGUAAUCCUGUACGCCUUCAGCGCCCCUAUCUGCCGGGCUGUAAGCCACUACGUGGAUGGUCUGUUCAUUGCGACCACCUGUAACUUGUUGGCGGUCAUGAUGGUCUACAAGUACUGGGAUUCGAUCACUAAGGAAGACCUGGAGUUUUCUGUUGGCACGAGAAUGAACACGUGGGAGGUCAAGGAGCUGCUGCCAGAGGACGAGCGCCGAGCGACGGUCUAUAGCGAGGACCCGUACGGCCACUCAAGUGCCUUCGACAACCCAUACUCCCCGUCCUCCAACCGAUAUUCUAAAUACUGA
Molecule: messenger RNA, 1002 nt
Organism: Phialemonium atrogriseum
Lineage: Eukaryota; Fungi; Ascomycota; Sordariomycetes; Cephalothecales; Cephalothecaceae
Product: chitin synthase III catalytic subunit
Exons: 3
Coding region: 1-1002 (333 amino acids)
Biological process (GO): protein folding
Cellular component (GO): endoplasmic reticulum membrane
Source: RefSeq, a predicted model, not a curated record